Messenger RNA from Adineta steineri, 357 nucleotides. Lineage: Eukaryota; Metazoa; Rotifera; Eurotatoria; Adinetida; Adinetidae. The record is from the annotation of a GenBank genome assembly.
AUGAUGGAUGCAUCAUCAAAUCGAAUUGUUUUAUUUGGUGGUGAUUUAAAUAUACGUGAAAAAGAACUUGAAAAAGUAGGCAAUGUUCCAUCAGGUAUUGUUGAUCUUUGGAUUGAAACAGGCAAACGUAAAGAAUGUGCUUAUACAUGGGAUAUGAAUCGAAAUACAAAUGUUUAUUAUUCAUCUACUGAAUAUCGACCACGAGCUCGAUUUGAUCGUCUUUAUUAUCGUCCAUCAACACAAACUACAAUUCAUUUUCAACCAGUCUAUUUUGAAUUAGAAGGUCUGGAAAAAUUACUAUCGAUCAAACGUUAUUGUUCGGAUCAUUGGGCUAUUCUAGCAUAUUUUGAUAUAUAA